Messenger RNA from Phytophthora infestans T30-4, 309 nucleotides. RefSeq lists its product as uncharacterized. The transcript has 5 exons. The record is from RefSeq and is a predicted model, not a curated record. NCBI's taxonomy places the organism in Eukaryota, Oomycota, Peronosporomycetes, Peronosporales, Peronosporaceae. The coding region runs from base 1 to 309 and encodes 102 amino acids.
AUGGCCCAGCCCUCGUUGAGCCCGAAGUCUGUCCACGUGAGAUUCGUCAUCAAGCUGCCAGUCUACAAAUGCGAGAUCUUGCGCACCACCACGUCAACCAGCGAGCGGUCGCCGGCCAGCAGCGUGGGCGUCACGAACGUCAAACGAGGGUUCUUCAUGCCUCUGUACGGGAAGGAAGGCGGCAGUCACAAGAGAUGGGCCUCAGUCUGCACAGACGGCUGGCAAGAGACAUGGUACGUCACGUCCACAAUGUUACGUGUGCACCCAUCCGGGGCGGUAACAGUAGCCGACGCGUCUUGUCCUCCGUAG